Molecule: messenger RNA, 1283 nt
Organism: Loxodonta africana (African savanna elephant)
Lineage: Eukaryota; Metazoa; Chordata; Mammalia; Proboscidea; Elephantidae
Gene: CD81
Product: CD81 molecule
Exons: 8
Coding region: 68-778 (236 amino acids)
Cellular component (GO): plasma membrane
Source: RefSeq, a predicted model, not a curated record
GCCCUCGCCGACCGCCCAGCCCCCGCCGCACCGCCGUCAGCGCCCGCAGGCCGCCAGCCGCGCCGCCAUGGGGGUGGAGGGCUGCACCAAGUGCAUCAAGUACCUGCUCUUCGUCUUCAAUUUCGUCUUCUGGCUGGCCGGGGGCGUGAUCCUUGGCGUGGCCCUGUGGCUCCGCCAUGACCCGCAGACCACUAACCUUCUCUACCUGGAGCUUGGAGACCGGCCUGCGCCCAACACCUUCUACGUGGGCAUCUACAUCCUCAUCGCUGUGGGCGCUGUGAUGAUGUUUGUGGGUUUCCUGGGCUGCUAUGGGGCCAUCCAGGAGUCACAGUGCCUGCUGGGAACGUUCUUCACCUGCCUGGUGAUCCUGUUUGCCUGUGAAGUGGCUGCCGGCAUCUGGGGCUUUGUCAACAAGGACCAGAUCGCCAAGGACGUGAAGCAGUUUUACGACCAGGCCCUGCAGCAGGCCGUGCUGGACGAUGAAGCCAGCAAUGCCAAGGCCGUGGUGAAGACCUUCCAUGAGACGCUGAACUGCUGUGGUUCCAAUACACUGACCACACUGGCCACUUCGCUGACCAAGAACAGCCUGUGUCCCUCAGGCAGCACCUUCCUCAGCAACGUCUUCAAGGAGGACUGCCACCAGAAGAUCGACGACCUCUUUUCUGGGAAGCUGUACCUGAUUGGUAUCGCAGCCAUCGUGGUUGCCGUGAUCAUGAUCUUCGAGAUGAUCCUAAGCAUGGUCCUGUGCUGUGGAAUCCGCAACAGCCCUGUAUACUGAGGCUGGAAGCGGCCGGCCAUGUGCACAGCGUCCCCGGAGGCGGCCGGCCGUGUGCACAGCGUCCCCGGUAUUACUCUGUGCCGUGUACAUAGCGUCCCCGGUAUUGCUCUGUGCACUCAGCCUUUUCGUUUCCCAGGUCUCCUUUUUGUUCUCAAGCCCUUGCCACCUUUCCAGGGCUGGUGGCCCUCGUGGGUGACGUGGGAGUGGACCGGCGGCCUGGGGUUGCAGGGCAGGGCCCGUGAGGCUCCUCUGCUCUGAGGACCAGGGAGGGAGCCUGCCUGGCCCUGGGGCCUGACCCUGCAAGCUGAGGGGCCGCAGCCCUGCCCCACCCGUCAGCCCGCACCUUUUGUAGCCCUGACUCCCCCUCCUCUGACUGUUUCUAGAGCAGCGUUUGAGCUCUUAGCUCCACAGCAGCGCUCCUUUCUAACAUGUCACCCCCAGCUGUAAUUACGUCAUCUCCAGUCACAACAGUCACUCAGUAAAGAAGGAAAAACCAGGCAUGCUA